AGUCAAAACUCCAGAUCCACACAGCUUUCUUGUGCAAGCAGUGACAGUGAGAGCUUAACAACCAAAAAUGGUGAAAUUAACAGAGGACCAGGAACAAUACAUCACGGGUGUUUGGAAUGAAGUGGAACAUAGACAAAUAACUGCCAAAGCCCUGGAAAGGGUGUUCGUGGUCUAUCCAUGGACGACCAGGCUGUUUUCGAAGCUCCAGGGCCGUUUUUCAGCCUCUGAAGAUGGUGUUCAGCAACACGCAGAGAAAGUGCAAAAGGCUUUGAGCAAAGCUAUAAGCGAUUUGAAGAAAGUUGAAAGUAAUUUCCAUGCCCUCAGUGCUAAACAUCAAGAAAUCGGAGUGGACACUCAAAACUUCAAGCUUCUUGGCCAGACCUUCAUUGUUGAACUGGCUCUUCAUUAUAAGAAAGCAUUCAGACCAAAGGAACAUGCAGCUGCCUACAAGUUUUUCAGACUGGUGGCAGAAGCUCUCGCCAGCAACUACCAUUAAAUCUAUAACCUGCAGCCUCCACCACCUUCAGAAAUGCAAUGAAAACCUGUAUUAUCAGUAACUACAAUGUGCUGUUUGCUUAAAGAACUUGUGCUGCAUCAGAUAUAAGCAUUGAUAAUGUAAAUCUGGUAUAAAAUUCUUCUUUACCUGGUCAUUUUUCCUCAAACCUUGGAAAAUGUAAACAUUCCUUCUGCAUCAAUAAAGAAACAAUAUUUCCCUCAAAA
This is a messenger RNA of Hypanus sabinus (Atlantic stingray), 720 nucleotides long. RefSeq names its product hemoglobin subunit beta-like. The coding region runs from base 68 to 496 and encodes 142 amino acids. Gene Ontology annotation, molecular function: haptoglobin binding; heme binding; peroxidase activity. Gene Ontology annotation, cellular component: hemoglobin complex; blood microparticle; haptoglobin-hemoglobin complex. Gene Ontology annotation, biological process: hydrogen peroxide catabolic process. NCBI's taxonomy places the organism in Eukaryota, Metazoa, Chordata, Chondrichthyes, Myliobatiformes, Dasyatidae. The record is from RefSeq and is a predicted model, not a curated record. The transcript is spliced from 3 exons.